AUGCCCUGUAUGGAAGGUUAUGAUAAAUGUCUUUAUGAUUUUGAAGAAAACUUAAAAAAAUCAUAUGACAGAAUAAAAAAGAUAAAGAAAAAUGAAGAAGUUGUAUAUGAACAUACAAAAUUAGAAGAUAGUGAAAUAAAAGAAAAGAGAAUAUAUUUGUUGGGUUUAAAUUAUGGAGAAUAUAUAUUGUUAAGGGGGAAUUUUCGUUUUAGGCUCAUAAAAGGGCUAGCUAAUUUUAAUGGGGAAAUAGUAAAACCAUCUAUAGAAUAUAAAAAUGUUCAUAUACCUGACUUUAGCCCAAUGAUUAAACUUAUAGCCUUAAAUGAUAUGAAUAUAAAAUGUGAAAAUGGAAUAUUUAAAACAAUUUUUCAUGGAAAUACUAAGGAAGAAAAUAAAAAUAAAACAGAUACUAAUAUUUCUAAUACAAAUAUUCAUAAUGAGGGGAAUAUAGAAAAGUGUAACGAAGACGAUCGUUCUAUUAGUAAAUCAACAACACAGGAUAAGAAUGAAAAAGGUGAUGAAAAAAAUUCUGAACAUUUUGAUAAAUGUAUGAACGGGAGUAAAAAUAUUCCUGAAUGUUCAGAAAAAAUUUUAGAAAAUUAUAUAUAUUGUUUAAAUAUGCUAGAAAAGGGUGACAUAAAAAAAGAUGAAUUUUAUGAAUAUUUAAACAAUUUUAAAGUAAACAAAACAGAAAUGAUAAAUAAAUUUGCAAGUAAUUGUAUGAUGGAUACAAUAAAUAUGAAUUUUGAGAACUUUCCUAUAAUUAUUGCAUUUGAAAAAAAAAAAAACUUUUGGUAUAAUUUAUAUAAUAGUGACCCCAAAAAAAUUAUAAAUAUAACUAAUAGUGCAAAAAAUAAUAGUAUAUAUAUUAAUAGUUAUCAAAUGUCUUAUAUCGUCAAAGAGUUUAUGCUCUAUACACACAAUAAAAAAAAAUAUAAAGUGGAAGAUAUUUUAAAAAAGAUCGAAGAAGAAAGUAUAUCUCGAAAAUUGCCAACUCCAUUUGAUGAUUUAGAAAAUAAAAAGGAAAGUAUACUAAAUUCAGAUUGUAAAGAAAAUGAGUCAAAUUUGCGUUCAUACAAAAAAUCGAAAGUAGAAAAUGUGAAGAGUAAUGAAAAUGUAAAUAGCCCAGUAGAGGUAGAAAAGACAAAUUACAAGAUAAAUGAAAAUGAUAAAAAUGAUUUGGGAAUAAAAAAUAAAUUAAAAACAGAGGAAUAUUUAAAAAAAUUAAAAAAAGAAAAUAUUUAUGAAGAAAAAAUGGAAAAUAAUAAAAAUGAGCAAUCAAAAUUUGAUAUAGUUUCGAGUAUAAUUAUAAUGGGUGAUAAAGGAAAGGGAAAAAGUUAUUUUGUUACAAACUUUAUAAAUAAUUUAUUAAACUAUAAUAAAAAUGGGGUACUAUUAUUAGACAUUGAUGUUGGUCAACCUAUUAUUGGGAUAAGUGGGUUUAUAUCUUUAUAUAAAAUAAAAAGCCAUUUGAAUAUUUAUAAUUUUUUUUACCCUAAAAAAUUUAAAUGUAUUAAGAAAAUAUUUUUUGGUAGUUGUUCAAUUAUGGAUAAUCCAAAUCAUUUUAUUAAAUGUUUGGAGCAGAUAUAUGAUUAUUUGUUUGAUGUAUAUUUGAAAAAAAAAUUAGAAAAAAUAAAAGAGAGAAAUAAUUCAAAUAAAAUGAAUAAUAGUAAUAUAAAUAUAGGGGGAUGUUUAUAUCCAUUAGUUGUUAACACAUUUGGGUGGAUAAAAGAUAUGGGAUUGUUUUUACUAAAUUUAAAUAUUUUAUUAAGUAGAGCUGAUUUUAUAGUGCAAAUAGAUUCAUUAAAAAUAGAGAAAAGAAUGAAACAAUUAUUUAGUAAAGAAAACUUUUAUGAAUAUAUGUUUAACGAUUUUUUGAUUACGCAUAAUGAUAAAAAGAUGGUAGAAAUGGAAGAACAAGAAAUGCAUUGUGAAAAACGAAAAAAAAAAGUAAAAAAUAAGUAUAUUAUAUUUAAUUUGAAUAAUAAACAUGUUAAAUUAAUUGCAAAAGAACAUUCUAUAUUUAAUACAAUAAUUAAAUAUAAUUAUGGAUUAAAUGAAUCUGAUUUAUUGUUUUAUGAUUGUUCAAUGUCUUUUAAAAAAGAAGAAAAAAUAGAAACCGAAAAGAAGGAUAAUAAGAAUUAUAUUAAUAAGCAACCUUAUAAAAAAAAAAUGUAUAAUAUGGGUAAUAAUAAUAAGAGUGGUUUUACAAAAUUUAAUGAAAGUAAUAAAGAUGUAUUACCAUCACAUAAUGAGCGAGGAGAAUGGAGUAAUACAAUGAGACAAUAUAACAAUUAUGGAUUUAUUGAACAAAACCAAAAAGGUACUAAAGAUUUUCGUGAUUAUUGGAGAACCUAUUGUUAUAAGCCAUUGCUAGAUUAUACAGAUAAUAGUAUUCUUUAUAAAAAUGAAUCAAGAAUAAGACACACUAGAUAUCGUACUUAUUUUUAUAAACGUUAUCAAGCUGUUAUUAAUCCUAUGAUAAGUAAAUAUAGGAAGAAUGAAUCUAGAUAUCAUAUUGGGGGUGAAAUAAAAAAAUUAAAUAAUUUAAAAAAUUUUGAAAAAACAUAUUAUGAUAAUUUUUCGAAUAAUGAUAAAAAUCGUAUGUCUAUACAAUCUACGGAGAACUCUCCAUUUUUAGUGAAUAAUAAAAACAUGGGUUUUGAAAAUAAAACAGAUAAUUAUAUAGACAAUAAUGAGAGUAUAAAAAAUUAUGAUGAUUAUAUUAAAAAGAUUGAAAAUAUAUUUGAAAAAAAAUGUAUAAGAAUAAUAAAUUUUGUAAGUUAUAAAAAAAAUAAUUUUUACGAAAAUUUAAAUAAAGUUAUUUCCCAAAAUAAAAAUGUUCCUAUACUUCCAAAAAAUUUAAGAGCAUAUCGUUUUUUUUGUUUUUUCUUUUAUAAAUUUAAAAAAAUUAUAUUUUAUUUACAUAGUUUUUCACCCUAUGAUGGGAUAGAUGAUUUUUUUAUGAAGCAUGAGCAUCGAGUAGCUGAAUAUGUAUUUCAAGUGAUUGUUAAGAAUGAAGAAGUAGGAAGUGAUAUAUGUUUAAAUGUAGAGAAGGAUACCCAGAAUUAUAGCUAUAUGGAAGUAUUAAAUAAUAGCUCGAUGGAAAAAGGAGAAAUAGUGGGUGAUUCAUUUUGUAGCGAUAAUAAUAAUGAGGGAAAUAAAAGUUUUUAUGAAUUGAAUGAAUAUAAAGAGGGGGAUAAUUUAAAUGAAAUUGAUGAUGAGAAAUUGGAUGAUGUCAAAAAUGACGAAAUAGAAGUUGAGAACACACUUUGGAAUGAUACAAUUUAUAAAAGUCAUUUUUUAUUUAAUUGUGUUAUAUUUGAUUUGAAAAAUAUAAAAUUAAGUAAUAUAGCAUUUAAUAAAAAUAGUAAUGAUAUAUAUGAAGAAGGAAAUUUUUUGGCUUAUAAAUAUUUCUUUAAUAAUAUUAUAUGUUUAUGUAGUGAUAAUAUAGAAAGUAAUAUACAUAGCAAAAAUGAUGAAAAACAUUUAGGGAAUAAUAAAAAGUUGAAUUAUAAUAUUACUCGUUUAGAUAUAGGUACAGAUUUUGAAAAUAUAAAUUCAUUUAUUAAAAAAACAGAGUUAGAAAAAAAUAAUGUUAAAAUAGUUGAUAUAUCCGAAAAUUUUACACACAUAUUAACAGCAUAUAUUAAGUUGAUAGAUAAUAUGAAGCUUAUAAUAUAUUUGCCAUAUUGGUUCACCAAUUUUGAUAUACUUAAAAAUGUAAAUACGUUUGUUUCUGGAAUGAAUUUAAUACCUUAUAACAUAAAUGGGAUGAUUAAUAAUUAUCCUUACUAUGUAGAUAUAGUAAUUGCGAAGGAGGAUGAGAUAUUUAAAUUUUUGAAGGACGAUAAGGAGAAGGAAGUAGAACAACCCGAUGGAUAG
Plasmodium vinckei vinckei is the source of this 3885-nucleotide messenger RNA. Its product is annotated as conserved Plasmodium protein, unknown function. The transcript has a single exon. Bases 1 to 3885 code for a protein of 1294 amino acids. Lineage: Eukaryota; Apicomplexa; Aconoidasida; Haemosporida; Plasmodiidae. Gene Ontology annotation, biological process: cleavage in ITS2 between 5.8S rRNA and LSU-rRNA of tricistronic rRNA transcript (SSU-rRNA, 5.8S rRNA, LSU-rRNA). Gene Ontology annotation, molecular function: polynucleotide 5'-hydroxyl-kinase activity. The record is from RefSeq and is a predicted model, not a curated record. Gene Ontology annotation, cellular component: nucleus.